Molecule: messenger RNA, 1260 nt
Organism: Lathyrus oleraceus (garden pea)
Lineage: Eukaryota; Viridiplantae; Streptophyta; Magnoliopsida; Fabales; Fabaceae
Product: 18S rRNA (guanine-N(7))-methyltransferase RID2
Exons: 9
Coding region: 117-995 (292 amino acids)
Biological process (GO): rRNA (guanine-N7)-methylation
Cellular component (GO): nucleolus
Molecular function (GO): rRNA (guanine) methyltransferase activity
Source: RefSeq, a predicted model, not a curated record
AAUCAAACGGUGAGUAACACUGUCUCUAAAGUGGAAGAAAAGUGGAGGAUUCUUCUCGGGUAACAAAGGUAGUGGCGGAGUGCAGAUUUAGGGUUUUAGCGUUUUAGGGUUUCGCAAUGGCGUCGAGACCGGAGCGAGUAGCACCGCCGGAGAUUUUCUACGACGAUACCGAAGCUCGCAAGUAUACUUCUUCUUCCCGUAUUAUUGAAAUUCAGGCCUCACUAUCAGAGCGAGCUUUGGAGCUACUCGCUUUGCCUGAAGACGGUGUUCCCAAAUUGCUUCUUGACAUUGGUUGUGGAUCGGGACUCAGCGGUGAGACACUCUCUGAGGAGGGUCAUCAUUGGAUUGGUCUCGAUAUUUCGCCUUCAAUGCUCAACAUUGCAUCAGAGCGUGAGGUCGAGGGUGACCUAUUACUCAGUGACAUGGGUCAGGGUUUAGGGUUUCGUCCUGGAGUUAUUGAUGGGGCUAUCAGUAUAUCUGCCGUUCAGUGGCUAUGUAAUGCUGAUAGAUCUUCUCACAACCCUCGGUUAAGAUUGAAGGCUUUCUUUACAUCUUUAUACAAAUGUUUGUCCAAUGGUGCUAAAGCUGUUUUUCAAGUGUAUCCUGAAAAUAAUGACCAGCGUGAAUUGAUUAUGAAUGCUGCAAUGCAUGCUGGGUUUGCUGGUGGCAUAGUGGUGGAUUUUCCACACAGUUCUAAGAAGAGAAAAGAGUUUCUUGUUCUCGCAUGUGGUCAACUAUCAACGAAUGCAUCUUUGUCCAAUGGUAGAAAUGAAGAUGAAAAUCAGUUAUCUGAUGAUGAUAGUGAGAGUGAAGAUGAAGAAAAUCAGACAGUGCGGAACUUAGACAGACAUAGACACUUGAAGAGACAGAAAAAGAAUAAGAGUGGCAAGGGAAGGGAAUGGAUACUGAGGAAGAAGGAUCAGAUGAGAAGAAGAGGAAACGAUGUUCCUCAAGAUACAAAGUACACAGGUCGGAAACGAAAGGGCCGAUUUUGAUAGUUUUUGGUGUUUGCCUCGUAGUGUUGCAUAUUUAUUUUUCAUUCUAUUAUUAUGUCAGUAUUUUAAAAAUAUAUAUAUCAGAAUCCCAUAUUUUCUUGAAUUGUUUCCUAGGGGUGCACUUAAAUAUGGGUGCCCCAAUUCUAGAAUACAUAGUUUUAAGUGAUGAGUAAUUAUAGUUGUCCCCAUUUUUCAUUUUAUCAAUUUUAUGGGUUUGCUGUAAUUUUCACGGGUCAGAUUUAUAAAUUUUGCAAGUUAUAGUUUA